AUGAAGGUCGCGCUCUUCGAGCAGGCGUCCAGUUACGCGCCCUACGGCGGCCUCAUCCAGAUCCAGAGCAACGCGCUCCGCGCCAUCGAGCGCAUCAACAAGGACGUCUACGACGAGCUGGUCGCGGCGGGCACGGUGACGGCGGACCGCGUUUCCGGCCUCAAGAUCGGCUACAAGCGCGGCAACAAGCUCGCGGGGCUCUACGACAAGGGCGACUGGCUCGUGCGCUUCGACACGCUCGGCCCGGCGCUGGAGGCGGGCCUGCCGGCGACGGUCGUCGUCGACCGGCCCGUCAUCCAGCAGAUCUUCGUCAAGCACGGCUUCCCGGAGGAGACCGUGCGCAUCGCGAGCCGCGUCGUCGACUACGGCGACGAGGGCGGCUGCGUCAAGGCCGUGCUCGAGGACGGCACGGUCGCCUACGGCGACGUGCUCGUCGGCGCGGACGGCGUCUGGUCGUCCACGGUGCGCGUCGCGGACCAGGCGCAGCGCCGCUUCUCGGGCUUCACGUGCUACGCGGCUCUGGCGGACAUCCGCGCGUCGAACAUCGAGGAGGUGUCCUACCAGAUCCUCCUCGGCGACAAGAAGUACUUCGUGUCCACGGACGGCGGCGGCGAGCGCCAGCAGUGGUUCGCGCUGAUCCGCGAGCCGCCGGGCGGCGUCGACCCCGAGCCGACGGCCGAGAACCCGACGCCCAAGCUCGACCGGCUCCGCCGCGAGUUCGCCGACGGCAACGUCUACGCGGCCGACGCCGACGGCAAGGUCUGGGACGGCUUCGCGCUCGAGCUCGUCGAGGCGACGCCGGAGUGCGAUAUCAAGCGCCGCGACCUCUACGACGGCGCGCCGCUCCUCGACAACCUGGACCUGAAGCGGUGGUGGAGCCCCUGGGCCGACGGCCGCGUCGCCAUCUGCGGCGACGCCGCGCACCCCAUGAUGCCCAACCUGGGGCAGGGCGGCUGCCAGUCGACGGAGGACGGCUACCGCCUCGCGGAGGAGCUCGCGACCGUGACGCACACGAAGGACACGUCGGCGGCCCUCGGGUCCUACAGCCGGAAGCGCGUCGUCCGCACGUCCAUCGUCCAGGGCUUCGCGCAGCUCGGCUCCGACCUCCUCGUCGACUUCGACCUCAUGAUGACGAUCCCGCUCGUCGGGCCCUUCUUCCUCAAGGCGACCCAGCUCUCCAUGCCCUGGAUCCUCCGCUUCCUCUACACGCCCGAGUUCUAG
Molecule: messenger RNA, 1221 nt
Organism: Aureococcus anophagefferens
Lineage: Eukaryota; Pelagophyceae; Pelagomonadales; Pelagomonadaceae
Exons: 2
Coding region: 1-1221 (406 amino acids)
Molecular function (GO): FAD binding
Source: RefSeq, a predicted model, not a curated record